UUUCGAAAGAGACAUUGAUACUCUUAGGGUUUCAGUUCUCACUGACCCAUAAGGAAUAAAUUGAAAUAUAAUUGUGGUCUAUUGGAUAUCGUUAUUAGCAUAAGUAGUAGAAAAGUUCGCGUAAACGUCGUGUUGUCGAGUCCUUUCACACUUAUUUUUACUGAAGCGCUUCUUAAAUUUUAGGGCAGGAUUUCAGUUACUUCAGGUUUAAGGGAUUACUGUUGAGAGUAUACAAACUCAACAAUGUCGACAAAGGACCUAUCAAAGAUGACGGUUGUUCAGCUCCGUGAGCAUCUACGAUCGCGCGGUCUCCCAACAGAUGGUACGAAGGUUGGGUUAAUCGAACGUCUCAAAGGAAGUUAUGCUGCUGAAGAUACGAUACUGAAUUCGGAUGUCAGUGCUUCAAAGGACAGCCUAGAGGAAACGGUGCUGGAAGGUGCAAUAAAUGAAGACGACAUUUUGGGACCAGAUACUUCAGUGAAAAAGAAGGAAGAUUCAACUACAGCGAUACCAUCAGCAUCAGUAAUGACAUCAUCACUAUAUGUAGCUGGGGCGUCCAGAAAUAAUCAACUAGCUGAAAUGAACAAGAAAACAGAAGCAAUGAUUAACUCAUUGGAUGCCAAGCUGAAACGAGCUCAACGUUUCGGUUUGCCGUUGUGCGAUGAACAAAUGAAACAGAAACGCGCUGAACGAUUCGGCAUGCAGUUGAGUGCAGAUGCAAGCAUCGGUGAAAUCCUAACAGAGAAAAAGAAAAAGAGAGCAGAGAGAUUUGGCAUUGUCAGCGAGACUGAAAAAAUGCAGGAAAUUUUAGAUAGACGAGCUAAAAGAUUUGGCAUUGAUAAUGAAAGCAAUGCGGUCAUUACUGGUAAAGUUGAGAAAGCCUCAUUGGAGGUAUUAGAAAGGCGUGGGAAACGUUUCGGUUUAUGCUCUGAAGAAGCAGAGUUGGAAAUAAAAAAGCAGAAACGCGCAGAACGAUUUGGAUUGAAUAAGAAUUGAUUAUCUAUUUAAUCCACGAGUGACAAUAAAUUCUUUUUCUCUUCAUGUGUUUGUAGUAUCUGUUGCAGAAUGUCAUUUAUAUAUAUAUCAUUCAUUGCAGCCUCCUAUUUACUGUGUCAUUUUUAACCAUUUUGAAAAAAACUGUUAAAAAAUGUUUGAUCGUGCUGCGAAUAACUUUAGGGAUUAAUGAUAAGAAUCUAACAACUCUGAAACGGCAGUUCAUGAUAUUUAUGUGCUGAUGAAAAAUCUCGCUAGUCACGAUUAAGAGGUUAUCUUAAUCACAGCCCUUUCAUUUGUCGUAUUUUGUUGUUUUGUUAACGAUACUUCAUACAACAAUUGCCAUGUUUUUAUAUUUCUCCGUUGAAAAGUAACGAUUAAUAAAUUUAUUAAUGAGAUGAGCUUUAUAUUAUGCUAGUAGAAUAGGAUUAUUUGCCGCCGCAUAUUUCAGUUUAAAUCCAAAUAAAUUUUAAGCAAACUGUG
Molecule: messenger RNA, 1476 nt
Organism: Loa loa (African eye worm)
Lineage: Eukaryota; Metazoa; Nematoda; Chromadorea; Rhabditida; Onchocercidae
Exons: 8
Coding region: 244-996 (250 amino acids)
Biological process (GO): poly(A)+ mRNA export from nucleus
Cellular component (GO): nucleus
Source: RefSeq, a predicted model, not a curated record